Molecule: messenger RNA, 207 nt
Organism: Histoplasma mississippiense
Lineage: Eukaryota; Fungi; Ascomycota; Eurotiomycetes; Onygenales; Ajellomycetaceae
Exons: 3
Coding region: 1-207 (68 amino acids)
Source: RefSeq, a predicted model, not a curated record
AUGGAGAACGCCUUUCAAGUGAAUAGCUUGAAGGCCACGGUAUACCAUGGAGGACGCAUAUUGCUUCUCCUGCCAACUCAGGAAGAAAAUCUGGACGACACCAGGAAAGACUGGAAUGCAUUCACCUUGGAGAUCUGGGAGCUUAUCAUAGAUAAGCUACUCAUGUUCGAGCAUAUGCAGAUGCUAGGAAGUGUGGUAAUGUUGUAG